CUAGCGGCCUAAAUCUGAAUCUUGUAUCCGGAUUCCGGGGAUCAGCUGUUUACUCCGCCAUUGCAACUGAGCAGUCCGAGCUUACAGCAACACAUUAAAUCAGUUCAGAAUGUCUGCCCUAGCUCGCCUCACCAUCUGCCCCAGACUGGCCCUCACCGCUGCCAGGAAUGUCCGCCCUGCUGCCUGGUCCCAGGCUCUGCUCUCUACCUCUGCCUCUAGGACUGAUAUCGACUCCGCUGCCAAGUUCAUCGGAGCCGGAGCCGCCACCGUCGGAGUAGCUGGAUCCGGAGCUGGUAUUGGAUCCGUCUUCGGAUCCUUGAUCAUUGGAUACGCUAGGAACCCCAGUCUCAAGCAACAGCUCUUCUCAUACGCUAUCCUGGGAUUUGCCCUGUCCGAGGCUAUGGGUCUUUUCUGUCUUAUGAUGGCUUUCCUCCUCCUCUUCGCAUUCUAAACAUCUCCUUCAUGUACACAAGCUUGAGUCCGUACCUUGUAGUUAGUGUAGUGUCAUCUAAUAAACAUUUAUAUUAAGUA
Messenger RNA from Eurytemora carolleeae, 531 nucleotides. Its product is annotated as ATP synthase lipid-binding protein, mitochondrial. Gene Ontology annotation, molecular function: proton transmembrane transporter activity. Gene Ontology annotation, biological process: proton transmembrane transport; proton motive force-driven ATP synthesis. The record is from RefSeq and is a predicted model, not a curated record. The transcript has 4 exons. The coding region runs from base 110 to 451 and encodes 113 amino acids. Lineage: Eukaryota; Metazoa; Arthropoda; Copepoda; Calanoida; Temoridae.